This is a messenger RNA of Misgurnus anguillicaudatus (oriental weatherfish), 1309 nucleotides long. RefSeq names its product tumor necrosis factor receptor superfamily member 14. The record is from RefSeq and is a predicted model, not a curated record. NCBI's taxonomy places the organism in Eukaryota, Metazoa, Chordata, Actinopteri, Cypriniformes, Cobitidae. Gene Ontology annotation, cellular component: external side of plasma membrane. Gene Ontology annotation, biological process: defense response to Gram-positive bacterium; positive regulation of peptidyl-tyrosine phosphorylation; negative regulation of alpha-beta T cell proliferation. Gene Ontology annotation, molecular function: protein binding.
AUUAUUUUGUUAAUGUUAUUAUUGUUUUGUUAUAUUAUUAUUUGAGUGGUGGUUGCUUGUGAUUGGUUAUUAUUACUGUGAAGAUGUUUCUGACUGGCAGUACAAAGUUAGGGCGGCAAAAUGAAACUCUAAGUUUAAAAGUCUAACCACAAAAUGCUGCAGUUCCUGUUGGCAUCAUGGUCUUGUGAUUACUUGUAUUUUUAAGGAACUCAAGUUGGGGGGUUUGGAGAAGACGGUAACAACAAAAAGAGUGCAGAAAGUUAGAUUUGUUCGUCUUUCAAACUCAAUACAAUGAACAUGACAUUUGUAAAACUUGCUGUUAUUCAUAUAUCAGUUCUUUACAUUUUUCUUCCUGUUGGAAAUACUUGUGGUCCAACUGAAUUCAGAUCUAGUCAAGGUGAAUGUUGUCCUAAGUGCAAUAUAGGGUCAGUUGUUUAUCGUGACUGCAGUGGGGAUUUAAGCACCACCUGCAUACCAUGCUCCCCAGGAACAUUCAUGAAUGAACCCAAUGGCCUUUAUAAAUGCUUUAAGUGCAGAAAAUGUAAUGAAAGUCAAGGCCUUUACAUUCAGAGUCAAUGCAAUACAAUAAAAGACACCGUCUGUGAUGUGCUGGAGGGAUAUCACUGUACUGAUUAUUCAAAUGGACAGUGCCUACUUGCUCAAAAGCACAGCGUAUGCAAACCAGGACAAGAAACUAAAGCACCAGGCACAAAAUUCUCUGAUACAGUAUGUGAGGACAGUCCAUAUGGGUUUUAUUAACCAUCAGGUCUGAAAUGCUUCAGGUGGACAGUCCUCUCAAAGACAUAAGCCCUGCAAAUACAACAUACCAGACACCGAAUGGGGAACGAUAGAGAAACUAGCAGACAAAAAACAAAACAAAAAGACAGGAUAAAGGAGAAGAAAGAAAAGGAACUGUAACACGUGUGUGAUAGAAAGUUAAAUCUUUUCUGUGUGUUUUGACUUUUAUGUGGUAAUUUUUUUAGUGUAAUUAACCAUAUAGUUGCAUUUACUAACAUUUACAAAAUUUUGUGUACUCCUUUUAUUUUAUAUUUGCAUUCAUAUUAUCAUUCAAUUUUUUUUAUAAUUCAAUACUGUUUAAUUUUAUGUCCCUGCUGUAUUGUCUUUAAUAGAUAUGGGCUCCAGCUCAAAGUUUUUGAAUUUUGUAUUGCAUUCUCAAUACUCAGUCUGAAUUUAAAACAGAUUUAGCAGAUGUUGAUUCAUAUAACACCUGCUAAAUCUGUUUUAAAUUCAGACUGAGUAUUGAGAAUGCAUUUAAGAUUAUUCAAUAAAGUUUGCUCACUUUAUUCAA